UCUUCAGACAUGGUAUUACAUGCAUAUGUGCGUAAAAGAAAUAGUCAUGACGAGUAGUGAGGAAGUAGACACUUCGUUAUCAGGUAGCAAUGAUACAGGAUCAUCAUCAGUUGCCUACGGCGGCAAAUACAUGCUCGUCAAAAAAUUUCCGAAGAGAGCGCCAGACUGGAGAUUAGAACAUCUCGCAGAAAUCUGCAUUUUCUAUGAUGAAGAGGCCACCGAACUUAAAAAAUUUAUGACCAAACUUAGAAAACUGAAAUGUGUUGUUCGGAGUGGACUGUCAGAAAUGCCAAAAAUUAGUCAUGCCUUCAUAAAAAACACCAAGGAGGUGUGGAAUUUUUCUUAUGUGUUUCAAAAAGAAACGGGGGAAGAGAAAUGGGAUGUUAGGGAUGAAAUUGAGAGAGCGACACGUGAAUUUGAAGAGAAAGAAAAUGACAUCAUGGAAGAUAUAAAGUCAAAUGGAAGCAAUAAUUGGAAAAGGUUAUUUUUUGGAUGGAAGAUCAAUCUUUUUGAGUUCUGGAGACAGUUUUCAAUGGUUCUGGAAAGACUCGGAGGAGCAACAGAAAAAAGGUUUAAACACCUUUUUAUGGCUUUUUCCAGAAUAUUUUUCCUUUCACCAGAGCCAGGUGAGGCUUUUAUAGAAAACAUGAUCAUCAAAGAUACUGUCGUCCGUGGCAGUCCAGAAGUUCGUUUUAAAACUUUUCAAGACAAGAUUUUAAAGGUGUUUAUUGUCACAGAGGUUGAGCCAUAUGAUGCUUUUGAAGGAAGCUACAAAACAGAGACUUUCACAUAUAAAAAUAUGGCCAAAAAAAUUCUAGGUCAACAUGGAAUUGAGCUACUCAUGGAGAGGAAGGGAUCUUUCUUCUUUCCUUAUGUUGUGGGGUUUCUGUGUAUUGGAACACAUGUCAUUUUGACAUACCUGUACAUUGAUGAAGCUCACUUUCAUCAGAUAGUGGAGAAAGGAAGGGUAAAUAAAUCAUGCAAAGCCACUAUAUCUUACACCAGACCAUAUGAUUUCAUGGACACUAAUGAUAGAGAGGAAAUCCUAGAGUCUUUCUUCUGGUUUGGAUUUGUUCAGUCAAAUGCUUACCAGUUUAAAUGGAAAUAGAUGUAAAGGCCAUUUGAAAUAAUAUAAACUUUGUUUGCCCUCUCCCAACCAAGGGUAAAAAAAAUUGGGUCGGUAGGUACGUGGGAAAAUUUUUUCCCUAGAAAAUUUCAAAAUCAAUGCUUAAUUUUUAAAUAUACAUGUAUUAAAUUAAAUUUUUUUUAAAAAAAAUAUCGUUUCCUGGAGAUUAAAAAAAAGUAUAUAUAUAUAUUUAAAAAAAAAUGUUGUUUAUUAAUAAAAAAUAUUUAAACUAUCACCCUGAAAAUUUAUAGUAGAAAUGUGAGAAAGCAAACCAAAUCACAAGUAUUGCCAUUCCAUGUUCAUGCAGUGAUGUGUGCAGAGCAAACAAUUGAAAUGUAAACAUUAACAAUAACAGACCUGAUGUCUAUGUUUACAAACACAGGUGUUUGACGUGAUGUUAUGAAGAACAUUUUUGUCAUUGAAUUCUCUAAGAAUUUUCUUGUUAAGUUCAAUUCAUUAAAUUGAGGUUAUUUUUUGAAUAAGAACAGAAAUUCAUAAUUUGAAAAAAAGGUAAUGCAACUGUGUCCAUGCAUGCAGGCUCCUUUAAUGUGUUCAAAUCAAAUUUAUGCUCUUUUUUUUUUUUUUUUUUUUGUAAAUGGGAAUAAGUGAUUAACAGCAAGUAAUGUCUGACUUAUGUUACAA
Messenger RNA from Saccostrea echinata, 1768 nucleotides. RefSeq lists its product as uncharacterized. The transcript has 5 exons. NCBI's taxonomy places the organism in Eukaryota, Metazoa, Mollusca, Bivalvia, Ostreida, Ostreidae. Bases 20 to 1108 code for a protein of 362 amino acids. The record is from RefSeq and is a predicted model, not a curated record.